Molecule: messenger RNA, 2496 nt
Organism: Brassica oleracea var. oleracea
Lineage: Eukaryota; Viridiplantae; Streptophyta; Magnoliopsida; Brassicales; Brassicaceae
Product: receptor-like protein 12
Exons: 1
Coding region: 36-2360 (774 amino acids)
Molecular function (GO): protein binding
Source: RefSeq, a predicted model, not a curated record
CAUAUCUUGUAUUGUUUCAAAUCUUUAGUUUCUAAAUGGUGAAAACGCAUUUCCAUGUUUCUUCCGUCACCUCUUUCUUAAGUUAUCUUCUUGUCUCCAGCUUCUUUGUCAACAGUCUUGUCUCUCUACCUUUUCCUCGUCCGGACCAAAUUGAGCUCCUUCUGGCUUUUAAGAACGAGUUUCCAAUCCUCAAAUGUAACUUUGGAGAACGACCUGACUCAGAACCAAAGACAAAAUCUUGGACCAGCAAAGACGUUAAAUCCUUUCGUGGGGUUAUAUUUGAUAACGAGACUGGUGUAGUGAUGGAACUAAACCUAUUUGGUGCAUGUCUUAGUGGCAGCCUUAAUGCUAAUAGUAGCCUUUUCAGACUCCACCACCUCAGGUACCUCGAUCUCUCUUUCAACUACUUUGACUCCUUCUCAUUCCUCCCGGAAUUUGACAAACUCACAAACUUAGAGAUCUUGCAUCUUUCAAACUUGGGCUUAGCCGGGGAAAUUCCAUCCUCAAUAAUUAGCCUAAACCGUCUAUGGCACUUGACCCUUUCCGGUAAUGAGCUUACCGGCAGUUUUGCUCCUCUACUGAAUCUAUCAAAGCUCUCUUCUUUAUUUCUUUCCGAUAAUCUCUUUUCUGGAAACUUUCCUUGUUCUAUACUCACCAUGCCUUUUCUUUCAACUCUUGAUCUGAGACAUAACCAUCUCACUGACUCUCUUGAAAUUAUGAAUUGCUCUUCAUCAUCUAAGCUUGAAUGGUUAGACCUUAGAAAUAACCGUCUGAGUGGUCGAAUCAUAGAGCCUCUCUCAAAAUUGACUCACCUCAAACUCCUUGGCCUAUCUUUUCAAAAUACAACCGACCCAAUCAACUUUGUCUCCUUGGGUUUCGAGUCUUUAGAGAUACUGGAUCUUUCCGGAAAUAGUAUAUCAAAGCUUAAUACCAGUUUCCCAAAUUUGAAGAAACUAGCCUUGAAUAACUGCAGCAUCAGCGAGUUCCCCACAUUUAUCAAAACCUUACCGAAGCUGGAGGUUUUGGAAAUUUCAAACAAUAGACUCAAAGGAGAAGUGCCUAGAUGGUUAUGGAAUAUGUCUUCUUUAAAUUUAUUGGAGCUGUCUCACAACUUCCUCAAUAGCUUUGAAGGCCCAAAAAUGAUUAUCAAUUCAUCCGUUAAAGCCUUAGAGUCGAGCUCAAACGGUUUUCAAGGACCGAGAUUGGAGUUCAUGCUUGCAUCAAAUAAUAGUUUCACAGGAAACAUACCUCUUUGGUUGUGCAACCAAAGCUACCUACGCGUCCUUGAUCUAUCUCACAACAAUUUUAGUGGUUCAAUUCCGGGAUGCUUGAUUAAAUCAGUAGGAUAUAUGGAUCUCAAAAACAACAAUCUCAUUGGGAGACUUCCCGAGAUACUCAACAAAAGUGCCUCACUUACAACACUUGACGUUAGCCACAAUCAAAUAACUGGGAAGCUUCCAAGGUCUCUUACCAAUUGCAAAAACCUAGAGGUUCUAAAGGUGGAGGGCAAUAGAAUCGCUGACACCUUUCCGUUUUGGUUGAAGGAUCUACCAAACCUAAAAGUAAUUGUCCUACGAUCAAACAAGUUCCAUGGUCCAAUCUAUUCUCCUCAACAUCCUCUAUCAUUUCCACAACUCCGGAUGAUUGACAUAUCGCGUAACAAAUUCACCGGAAGUCUACCACAUGAUUACUUUGUCAAUUGGAGUAUACCCUUGAUCAGUAUUUCCCUAGAGGAGAGAGAGCCGCAGUACAUGGUAUAUAAUUACUCGUAUACUUUUUACCCAUCCAUGUUUUUGAGAAACAAAGGAAUAAACAUGGAGCUGGAAAAGAUCCUUCUGACCUACACAUCCAUUGAUUUCUCCGAAAACAAACUUGAAGGACAGAUUCCAGAAUCCAUAGGACUUUUGAAGUCGCUUAUUGUGCUCAACCUAUCCAACAAUGAUUUCACAGGUCACAUUCCAUCCUCAUGGGCUAAUCUCACAAGGCUCGAGUCACUAGACCUAUCUCGGAACCAACUAACUGGAAAAAUCCCUCAGGAGCUAGCAACUCUCUCGUUCUUGGAAUACAUUAACGUUUCGCAUAACCAACUUACGGGCCAGAUACCACAUGGCACACAGUUUGGAGGACAGCCUAGAUCAUCUUUUGAAGGGAAUCUCAAUCUUUGUGGUCUUCCUCUUAAGAGUUGCUUCAGUGACAAGGUACCAUCAAAACAAGAGCCAGAACCUUUAAAGCAAGACCAAGUGUUGAACUGGAAAGCAGCGGCAAUGGGAUAUAGCCCUGGAGUCUUGUUUGGACUAGCGAUUGGACAAGUCUUUUAUUCAUACAAACCGGUGUUGUUCUACAAGCUGUUUCGCUUUUGAAGUUAACUUUUCGAGUUUAGUUUUGUUGAAAUAAGUGGUAAGGUUUUUGUAAUUCUUCCCACUUAGAUAUGUAUGUGUGUGUUUAAAAAAACAAAAUGUGUUGUGAGUGAUAUCUAUAAAUUAUUUCAUGAAAUGA